CCGAGUCUAGAGGCUAUAUUGCCUUCAAAAUUAAGGAUUUGAUUAAAUAAAAGUGUAUAAAAGUUAUUCCUAAGGAAGGCACGAUGAUGUUUGCUGUGAUGCUUAUCGUGGGCAUCAUGUCAAUGUGUGCUUAUGGUAAACCACUCGACUCGCCUGACCCGUAUAUAUUUCCUCCUUUACCCCCGAUGCCCCCGUUUUAUGAUUAUCUAAAUCCAGAUAUUGUGGAAUAUCGAGAAGGUACUACUCAUAGAGUGGAAGAGAAAUACUGCAUGAUGAACAUCACAUAUGAGGGUCAACCAAGAAAUGAUCUGCUUGAUCCGCUAGAAGCAUGUUGCAUUUUGCUCUAUAACGAACGCUAUGAUGUCGACAACACUUUGAAAUGGACAACGAUUGACACCCUACAAUGCCAACGCACGUGCAGAACGAUUUCAAAUGUGUAUGGAAAGCCAAUUGCUCACGGGAGCCUCCCAAACUGCAAAAACGUUGAUAACAUGAAUGACUUCAAGGAUGGUUUGCUGUACGCGGCAGACCCCGUUGGAGAACUGGUGCAAAGAAUGUUCAAUUGUAGAAAAUUCACCACGAGAGAAAAAUGCAAAAUGUCCAAGCGUUAUUUUUACAAAUGUUGUAGUUUGAAUCCCGAUGAUAUCGCUUAUACAUGCCCGUCAAAUUGCACUAAACAUAUUAAAUUAUAA
Owenia fusiformis is the source of this 692-nucleotide messenger RNA. The record is from the annotation of a GenBank genome assembly. Lineage: Eukaryota; Metazoa; Annelida; Polychaeta; Sabellida; Oweniidae.